Molecule: messenger RNA, 921 nt
Organism: Pieris macdunnoughi
Lineage: Eukaryota; Metazoa; Arthropoda; Insecta; Lepidoptera; Pieridae
Source: the annotation of a GenBank genome assembly
AUGAAUAAAAAUUACGAACGGUGUACACAUUGCAAUAGACGUAAAUGGCUUACAACAGGUUGUCUUCGUAAAUGGUUAAAACCAAUGGAAUGUAAACAUCUACAAAGAACAAUUGAAAGCAAAAGAGAUUUAAAUGAGACUGACAUAGUUAGAUGUGUGUUUUUAUCUGAGAGGACGAGUCCAGUGAAGACUAAUAAGUUUGUAAAAUUUUGGAAGAACAAACUUUUCAUUACUGGUAGUGUUAGGUCUUUGCAGAGGUAUUUUGGAAACAAAAAUAAUGCCAACGAGUACUUGUGCAAACCUGUUGAAACCUCUUCAUCUAGUGAGCGACUUAUGUUUGCUGCUAAACCCGAAAUAAAAAGAGAUAUUGAUCUACACAAACAAAUGAUCAAAUGUCAACAUUCAGAUGACCACUCAGUUUUAAGGGGACAUCAUCAGCACAUUUCACUCGAAAGCUGUGCUAUUUAUUGCCAAUUAUCAAAGCAUGGUUGGUAUUGGGGUGGAAUCACAUCUAGUGAAGCUGAGGUGCUCCUUGCAGGCCAGCAUGAUAAUGUUUUUCUAGUAAGGGACUCUUAUGACUCACGCCACAUACUUUGUGUGUCUUUUCGAUGUGUGGGACGGACUUUACAUGCUCGUCUACGCCAUGCAGAUGGUCUCUUUUCCCUAAAUAAUGAGACAUUUGUACCAGCAAACAGAAUAUCAGAACAUUGUGCAACUGUAGAUGUUAAAUCAAAUCUAUUUGAAAUGCCAGUAAAAUUAGCUAGACCAUUAAACAGGUUUGCCAAAUUAGAUUCUCUACAAAAAAUUUGCAGAUUUGUAAUACGUCAAACUGUUUCAGAACAGUUAUGGGACAAUUUACCUUUACCACCUAAUCUUAUUACAUAUGUCUCUCUUGGUAGUGAUUAUAUUGCACCAACAUAA